CGGGCCCGCGGGGCAUUGUGGGCUGUCGCGCUCCCGCCGCUGCUGCCGCCACAGCCUUGCCAUGUCGGGUUCUCCGGUAAAGCGGCAGAGGAUGGAGAGCGUGCUGGACCAGCUCAAGCAGUUCACCACCGUGGUGGCCGACACGGGCGACUUCCACGCAAUUGAUGAGUACAAACCACAGGAUGCCACCACCAACCCCUCCCUGAUCCUGGCUGCCGCGCAGAUGCCCGCCUACCAGGAGCUGGUGGACGAGGCCAUCACCUACGGCAAGAAGCUGGGCGGGUCACAAGAGGAGCAGAUUCAAAAUGCCAUCGAUAAACUUUUUGUGUUGUUUGGAGCAGAAAUACUGAAGAAGAUCCCGGGCCGCGUAUCCACGGAAGUCGAUGCAAGGCUCUCGUUUGACAAGGACGCCAUGGUGGCCCGAGCCAGGCGCCUCAUCGAGCUCUACAAGGACGCCGGCAUUAGCAAGGACCGGAUUCUGAUAAAGCUGUCGUCCACCUGGGAGGGAAUUCAGGCUGGAAAGGAGCUGGAGGAGCAGCAUGGCAUCCACUGCAACAUGACGCUGCUCUUCUCCUUCGCCCAGGCUGUGGCCUGCGCCGAGGCAGGCGUGACACUCAUCUCCCCUUUCGUGGGGCGCAUCCUGGACUGGCACGUGGCCAACACGGGCCAGAAGUCCUACGAGCCCCUGGAGGAUCCGGGCGUGAAGAGUGUCACCAAGAUCUACAACUACUACAAGAAGUUCGGCUACAAGACCAUUGUCAUGGGCGCCUCCUUCCGCAACACGGGCGAGAUCAAGGCGCUGGCGGGCUGCGACUUCCUCACCAUCUCACCCAAGCUGCUGGGGGAGCUGCUCAGGGACAGCAGCAAGCUGGCGCCUGCACUCUCGGCCAAGGCUGCCCAGGCCAGUGACCUGGAGAAGAUCCACCUGGACGAGAAGGCCUUCCGCUGGCUGCACAACGAGGAUCAGAUGGCUGUGGAGAAGCUCUCGGACGGCAUCCGCAAGUUUGCUGCGGACGCUGUGAAGCUGGAGCGUGUGCUGGCGGAACGAAUGUUCAGCGCAGAGAAUGGAAACUAGCUCAGUGCCUGAGGCUGGACACAGAUCAGUGCCAGCCAUGACCUUGGGUCUGAUUGCAAUGCCUGGUGAUGAAUCUUGCAUUUUUAACCAAUUGGAGCAGGGAUGGAUCAUAGAUUUCUGAUUUUGUCAAACUGCCUAAUGCAUUAAAGCAGCCACUUUUUCUGUGA
This is a messenger RNA of Rhinolophus ferrumequinum (greater horseshoe bat), 1242 nucleotides long. It is a transcript of the gene TALDO1, whose product is annotated as transaldolase 1. Bases 62 to 1075 code for a protein of 337 amino acids. The record is from RefSeq and is a predicted model, not a curated record. Gene Ontology annotation, molecular function: transaldolase activity. Gene Ontology annotation, cellular component: cytoplasm; intracellular anatomical structure. Lineage: Eukaryota; Metazoa; Chordata; Mammalia; Chiroptera; Rhinolophidae. The transcript has 8 exons. Gene Ontology annotation, biological process: carbohydrate metabolic process; pentose-phosphate shunt, non-oxidative branch; pentose-phosphate shunt.